Clavispora lusitaniae ATCC 42720 is the source of this 276-nucleotide messenger RNA. Its product is annotated as mitochondrial 37S ribosomal protein uS19m. Lineage: Eukaryota; Fungi; Ascomycota; Pichiomycetes; Serinales; Metschnikowiaceae. The record is from RefSeq and is a predicted model, not a curated record. Gene Ontology annotation, biological process: ribosomal small subunit assembly; translation. Gene Ontology annotation, molecular function: RNA binding; structural constituent of ribosome. Gene Ontology annotation, cellular component: mitochondrial small ribosomal subunit; ribosome; cytosolic small ribosomal subunit.
AUGAGAGCUGCAUUUCAACUUCUCAAGGGUCGGUCGGCGUGGAAGGGGCCUCACGUGGUUCCGUUGCCCAUUGCAAACGCCAUCAAAACCGGCACACCCAUCCGAACAAACGCCAGAAGCUGCACCAUCUUACCCCAGUUUGUGGGCUUGAAGUUCCAGGUGCACAACGGAAAAGAGUAUGUGGAGUUGGAAGUGACGGACGAGAUGGUGGGCUCGAAGUUGGGCGAGUUUGCGCCCACGCGGAAGAGAUUCACCUACAAGUACUCGAAGAACUAG